CUUCGCACGCAGCAUUUUCAGAAAGAUGCUUCUGCCAUGACCAAGAAGAUAAAGCUUCUUGAAGACCAUAAAAGAAACCUAUUGGGAGAUGAUUUGGAGUCUUGUUCUAUUGAUGAGCUAGAAAAGAUAGAAGAUCAGCUGGCACAAAGUUUAACCGACAUUAAGGCAAGAAAGAAUCAGUUAUUGAGGCAGAAGAUUGAGAAGCUGAAGGAAGAGGUGGAAAUACUAGCCAAAGAAAAUGCAGAAUUAAAGAAGAUUGAAGUGCAACCACUGCCACCGUCAGUUAUACGACCAGAGGUACACCGGAGGCGAAUUUCCGACGUGGAGACGGAACUGUUUAUUGGUCCACCAUAA
This is a messenger RNA of Ilex paraguariensis (yerba mate), 354 nucleotides long. Lineage: Eukaryota; Viridiplantae; Streptophyta; Magnoliopsida; Aquifoliales; Aquifoliaceae. The record is from the annotation of a GenBank genome assembly.